AUGCAAGAUUUACCACCUAUUGGAGGGUAUGAACCAGUACAAUGGAAGAGAAAUCUUCCAUCCCGAGGAUUCAGAGCCAGUAUAUAUUUCUGGGGUAUAACUGGAUUAAUGGCAUUUGGAUUUUAUCGAUUUUAUAAAGGAGUUGAUGAACAACGAGAAUUAUCACGAGAAAAACAAUGGAGUAGAUUUUAUUUACAACCUUUAUUAUUAGCUGAAGAAGAUAGAAAUGUUGCUAGAAGAUAUUAUAGUGAAAAAGCCAGACAAGAUUUAGUUAGAGAAAGUAUGAGUGAUGAAGUUAAAGCUAAAUUUGAUAAAGAAAUAUAUAAUGAUAAAUCAAAAUUCCGUUUCCCCCAAUAUACUGUUGGAAUUGAUCCAGCUGAUCGUUAA
Scheffersomyces coipomensis is the source of this 387-nucleotide messenger RNA. RefSeq lists its product as uncharacterized. The transcript has a single exon. Bases 1 to 387 code for a protein of 128 amino acids. The record is from RefSeq and is a predicted model, not a curated record. Lineage: Eukaryota; Fungi; Ascomycota; Pichiomycetes; Serinales; Debaryomycetaceae.